AUCCCCUUUGGCCGACUCUUACUGACCUCAGAGCUCAGCAAAAAUGGUUCAACGUCUUGUUUACCGAUCACGUCACUCUUACGCCACCAAGUCCAACCAACACCGCAUCGUCAAAACUCCUGGUGGAAAAUUGACUUACCAGACGACGAACAAGAGAGCUAGUGGACCUAAGUGCCCUGUUACUGGCAAGAGAAUCCAAGGGAUUCCGCAUUUGAGACCUGCUGAGUACAAAAGGUCAAGGUUGGCAAGGAACGAGAGGACAGUGAAUCGUGCAUAUGGUGGUGUUCUAUCUGGAGUUGCUGUUAGGGAGAGGAUCGUCAGGGCCUUCUUGGUUGAAGAACAGAAGAUUGUGAAGAAGGUUUUGAAGCUUCAGAAGGCGAAAGAGAAGACUGCACCAAAGAGUUAGAAGAAAACUUUUUGGAGUCUUAUAAGAUCUAUGGAGAAACUUAUUUUGUAGGGAUCGAUAGACAUGAGUUUUUGUUCACGAAAAAAAGAGGCAAAUGUUUGUUUUUUGAUAAUUUCUGAGUUCUGUUUUGUUCUCCAUUCAGAUUUUACUUUCUCAAAGUGUCUCCGUUUGUGUUCAUUGGUCUUUUUUUUUUUCACUGGAAAUAUAGAUUUCAUUGAUAGAAGAUCUGAGUACAAGAGCUGACAAGAGAAAUACUCUUCCAGAGGCUAAGUCGGAGAGUACAUGGAACCUCCCGGGGACUAAAAACAUAUUAAAAUGAAACAAGGGAAAAAAACCCGAUCCAACAAAUUACACCACAUCUGAUCCCUUUACUCUACCUAAACACGCAUGGGUGGUGAGAUAAAACCAACAUUCAAAGACCCGAAGGAGUGAGAGCCUUAUAAAGGAGAGAACGAGAUCGGGAUCUUCAGGUGAAAUUUCAGAAGUCUGAGGCGAAAAUUCGGAUAGAAACGUCUCUGCCUUGGAUAGAUUGGCCAUAUCUGACUCUGCUCUUGAAAAAGACAAAAGACAAGCAGCAAAAACCUAGAAAGGAAAAGUUUUAGACUUUAUAUAUCUAGAUCUGAAAAUUCAGAUUCAAAACCGUUGGAAGAAAAUCUCUCAGAUGUGUCUAAAGAGAAAAUAAAACAAAGGUAGAAUAAGAGCAAAACAAAAGACCCCGGUUCCGGUGCUGAGAAAGCCACCGGAACCGGUAACCCUAAAUACAGGCGGCGGCUGGAGUUUUAGAGAAAAGGGAGAGUAAAAUUCUAAGAGAGAGAAAAGGGCGAACCGAAAAGUUUGUGUUCAUUUGUCUAUUGGUAUAAU
Messenger RNA from Arabidopsis thaliana (thale cress), 1267 nucleotides. Its product is annotated as Ribosomal protein L34e superfamily protein. Gene Ontology annotation, cellular component: ribosome. The record is from RefSeq and is marked reviewed. The transcript is spliced from 4 exons. Gene Ontology annotation, molecular function: structural constituent of ribosome. Lineage: Eukaryota; Viridiplantae; Streptophyta; Magnoliopsida; Brassicales; Brassicaceae. The coding region runs from base 44 to 406 and encodes 120 amino acids. Gene Ontology annotation, biological process: translation.